Salvia miltiorrhiza (redroot sage) is the source of this 845-nucleotide messenger RNA. Its product is annotated as protein DAMAGED DNA-BINDING 2-like. The transcript has 6 exons. Gene Ontology annotation, molecular function: damaged DNA binding; protein binding. NCBI's taxonomy places the organism in Eukaryota, Viridiplantae, Streptophyta, Magnoliopsida, Lamiales, Lamiaceae. The record is from RefSeq and is a predicted model, not a curated record. Gene Ontology annotation, cellular component: Cul4-RING E3 ubiquitin ligase complex; nucleus. Gene Ontology annotation, biological process: response to UV; DNA repair. Bases 35 to 703 code for a protein of 222 amino acids.
GUGGAAAGGAAUCAGUAGGAUUAUUUUUUAUUUGAUGUCUUGCUGGGAUCUGAUUCAUGUGAAUAUGAUCGACAGGGAACAGAGCAAAAUGAUGAGGUUUCAGGGCGCCACUUACAUUGACUGCCCUAUGAAGCCAUGUUUCCUUUGCAAAAUGCCUGGGCAUACCACGAUGACAUGCCCGCACAAAGUGGCUACUGAGUUUGGGGUUUCGCCUGCACCCUUGAAGACCUCUCAUAGUUCGUUGAAGUAUCUUUUCGAGCGCCAACUUAGGUGUCGUGUGCCUGCGAUGAAGCCAGCAUUUGUGAUUCCAAAUAAAGUGAACUGUGCAGUAAUUAGAUAUCAUAGCAGGCGUGUUACAUGUUUGGAGUUCCACCCGUCAAAAAACAACAUUCUUAUAUCUGGUGACAAGAAAGGACAGCUUGGAGUUUGGGAUUAUGGGAAGGUGCACGAGAGGAUAGUAUAUGGAAACAUACAUAGCUGCAUAUUGAAUAACAUGAAGUUUAAUCCGUUAAAUGAUGGAACAGUUUAUGGUGCGUCUUCAGAUGGAACAGUCAGCAGCACUGAUUUAGAAACUGGAAUUUCGUUGUCAUUGGUCAACCUCAAUCCUAGUGGGUGGCAGGUUUGUGGUGGAUUAAAUGAGUCGUACGUUGAGCUGAAGAGGCUUGUGAAUUCACAAGAAAAGUUGUACCAUAUGACUAGCUAGUUGCAUAUUUAAUAUGUUUAGUAUUUUUGUAAGGCAUAAUAGUAUAGAUAGAGCAGUUGUUGAAUUUUGACUAUAUUCAAAUCUUGUAUGAAUUCUUUUUUAUGAUAAUAAUAUAAAAUUAAAUAUUUUGGAUGAUAUAUAA